Molecule: messenger RNA, 1197 nt
Organism: Lindgomyces ingoldianus
Lineage: Eukaryota; Fungi; Ascomycota; Dothideomycetes; Pleosporales; Lindgomycetaceae
Exons: 8
Coding region: 377-730 (117 amino acids)
Biological process (GO): protein insertion into ER membrane
Cellular component (GO): endoplasmic reticulum membrane
Molecular function (GO): protein folding chaperone
Source: RefSeq, a predicted model, not a curated record
GCCUGCGGGCGUGCAUCAUGCACGUUAAUGGGCAGCAGCCUCGAUAGUAGCCAAAGCAUCCACAGCAGCAACAAUACACCCACAGGCGUCAGGCACCACACCCAUCUUUUCUGCUCGCAACGAGAGAGUCUUCACCCCGUUGACUACGGGCAAGCAAUGUCCCUGCUGAUGUGAUUGGUGGCGGCUUCGGCGGCGGCUGGAUGCCGCUCUCGCUUCUGUGUGACAUUCCCAGUCGUCCAUGUCCUCGGAGCUAGAACCCUCUAUCUAGCACCACGACAACACCAUCUCACACCAUACAUCGUGACCUCUUACCGUCAACCGCCGUCUAAAGGCCUCUACCGGCAUCUCCGCUCCAUCCACGGAGCACCUGACUGAGAUGGCUUCGAAGAAGGACAUGCGUCGGGCGGACCUCAUCGUCCCCUAUGCCGAGCCGGCGAAGGAGAAGUCGGACGGCGAUAUAGCGAGUACCAUGGCCAGCACACUGCCAAUGGCUGCUAUCUUUACUCGGAACAAGAUGGUUGGAUGGACUUCUGUAGUUUUCGCUAUGCAAUCGUGGCUCGCUGAGACCCCAGAGCAAAAGCGGACCUCGUCAACGCCGGCAUAUUUCUCCGUCGGCAUGGCCUUCAUGUCGCUCAUUGUUGGAUACAUGCCUCUCUUCCUUCCGCCUCCUCAAGUGCGCACUGGAGCGGGAUCCGGUACUGAGGCCCCCCCUGCUGCACCCCCGUCAUGAUCUUUGCAACUGCGGGCAAGGGAUGCCAGCGCGGUGUGGAGGGGCGUUUGAAUUGGUUCUUGUAAGAUAAUAGUAAAACGGUCGGCAACUGUAAUUGUACUUUCGAAUUCGGACCGCGAGCUGCAGGGCGGGUUUGUCAAACGAGAGAGCGUUCAUGCGUCCAUGCAGAAUGCAGAUGCAGAUCAAAGGCUCUGCCGUCCGGCGGAUUUGCACGACAAACACAUCACAUGCAUGGAAGCAUGGCGUUUUGUGAGAUGAAAAAGCAUGCUAGAAUGUGAUACCAGCCGAGGCGGAGGUCACGCUUUGAUGUGUGAGUGAUUUAACAGACAGAGACUCUUUCAGGCGAAACUAUCACUGUCGACCGGAUGGUGCUAGGCAUCCGGUGUGCACGGUGAAAAUGCCCAUUCUUCAAAUUUAGAAGAGUGAAUGCCUGACAUACGUGACUCUGGGGUCCGGCCUGCGAGCAC